Molecule: messenger RNA, 2745 nt
Organism: Alosa alosa (allis shad)
Lineage: Eukaryota; Metazoa; Chordata; Actinopteri; Clupeiformes; Clupeidae
Product: patched domain-containing protein 3-like
Exons: 4
Coding region: 94-2712 (872 amino acids)
Cellular component (GO): membrane
Source: RefSeq, a predicted model, not a curated record
UACCUCGCUAAACUGAAACUGUUUCGGACAGUGGCCAUGCGCACAGGAGAAGCAGAACAACCGCUCAUUUUGUAGGCUAGUUAGAAACGAAACAUGUCUUACUGUAAAACAAACUGCGUUGAAAAGCCUGUUGCAGCUGCCUUUAAGAUACUUGGGCGUUGCAUCGGUAAAUAUCCUUGGUUGUUUUUAAUUCUUCCUCUGGUGAUAUCGGGCGCACUCGGAGGAGGAUUUUACUUUCUCCAUCAGAGACAAGUACAUGACAUCGAGGACCAGUUCACGCCACUAAACGGCCCAGCGAAAGAGGAAAGGGCGUUUGUCAAACAACAUUUUCCUACGGGCAAAGAUUUCUCCCGCUUAAGGCUCUACACCGAGGGCGUGUAUGCGUCCUUUAUUCUAGUGAAGAAACCUAAUAUACUCACUGUAAAGGCGUUUCAAGAAAUAAUUACACUAGACGAGAGAGUGAAAAGUCUCAAGACUAGUAAAAAUAAUACAUUUGAAAACCUGUGUGCUAAGAAGAAAAACAAAUGUGUGUCUAAUGCCGUUUUAGAUAUUGUAACGUAUGAUGCUAGCAACAUUGAAAAUAUGACUAUAUAUUACCCAUUUCAUGGAAAAACAUUUUUGGGAACAGUUAUUGGCGGUGUUAAAUAUAGACCAGAAACUAAGGAAAUUCAGAGCGCCGAUGCGAUACGAAUGUUCUACUACUUAGAAGAAGACCUUGGAAAUGAAACGGAUGCCUGGCUGAGUUUGUUUAUUCAGACUUUCUUAUCGGAGACAACAUAUGCUGAAUGGGGCUCUGUAUCCAUUUUCACAUCAUUGUCAAGAGAAGAAGAGCUGAAAAAGAAUAGCAAAAGUGUGACCCCCUUGUUUUCCAUCACAUAUUUUUUGGCCAUCAACAUAUCAAUUAUUUCUUGCCUAAGGUUGGACUGUGUGAGGAACAAAGUAUCUGUGGCCAUCUUUGGGGUGUUUUCUGCAGGACUGUCUGUGCUGUCCAGUUUCGGCCUGCUUCUGUAUUGUGGGAUGCCGUUUGCAAUGACUGUGGCAACCUCUCCCUUUCUGAUUCUUGGUAUUGGUGUGGAUGACAUGUUCAUCAUGAUCUCCUGCUGGCAGAAGACGAGGGUUCAUGACAAGGUUGAAGAUCGCAUGGCAGAGACGUACAAGGAGGCAGCAGUCUCCAUCACCAUCACCACUCUGACUGAUGCCUUGGCCUUUUACAUCGGCCUCCUAACUCCUUUUCGCUCUGUGCAGUCCUUCUGCAUGUACACCGGCACAGCCAUCCUCUUCUGCUACAUCUACAACAUCACAUUCUUCGGUGCUUUUUUGGCCCUGAAUGGACGACGAGAGGGAAGCAACAGACACUGGCUUACAUUCAGGAAGGUUGAAACUCCAAAUCCAGACAACAAGGGCAAUGCCUGUUCAGUUGGAGGAGCUUAUGAUCACCAAACAGGUGCAGAGGAGGAAAUGCCCAUCAAUGUUUUCUUCAAGAAGUAUUAUGGGCCAUUCUUAACUAAAAGAUACACCAAGGUCUUUGUUAUUUUGCUCUAUUUUGUAUAUGUGGGUGUGAGCAUAUAUGGUUGUUCUCAGAUGAAAGAGGGUAUAGAUCUGAAAAACCUAGCUGCAGAUGACUCAUACGUUGUUAAUUACUAUGAUAAUGAGAAUCAGUAUUUCAAAGACUUUGGACCAUUUGUUAUGGUAAUUAUAAAAGACAAAACAUUUGAGUAUUGGAAUAAGACUGCACGAGACAAUCUCAUGGGUUGUGUUAGACAGUUUGCAGAUUCAGACAUGGUGCCCGAAAAUAUCACUGUUUCAUGGCUUGAUGCCUUUGUGGAAUAUGGAAAGGGUACUGGUUUUGAUAUGUCAUACCAGAAAAGAUUCAUGAGGUUUUUACCAAGCUUUCUUAAACUGUCAGGCUUCAGUGAAGAUGUUAAUAUUCAAGAUGGUGUGAUUCAAGUUUCCCGAAUCUUUAUACCAACAGUUAAUGUCCGGACUGCAGUAGACGAAAAUAACAUGUUGAACUUUUUUAGAAACACCGCUAGUAAAUGUGGUGAGUCUGCAAAUGGGGUAAACUUAACAGUGUACCACCCAGCAUUCAUUUACUUUGAUCAGUAUGCCGUCAUUGUCAGCAAUACCAUCCAGAACAUCAUAGUGGCUACUGUUGCUAUGCUUGUCAUUGCCCUUAUGCUGAUUCCACACCCUCUCUGUUCUCUGUGGGUGACCUUUGCCAUUGCCUCUGUAAUAGCAGGUGUAGCCGGUUUCAUGGCUUUGUGGAACGUUAAUCUGGACUCCAUCUCCAUGAUCAACCUGGUAAUCUGUAUCGGCUUUUCUGUUGACUUUUCUGCACACAUUUCUUACGCCUUUGUCUCAAGUGAAAAGAGAACAGCCAAUGGAAAAGCCAUAGAUGCUCUCUAUAACCUUGGGUAUCCAAUAAUCCAGGGAGCUUUAUCAACAAUUGCUGGGGUUAUUGUCCUGUCAGCAGCAAAGAGCUACAUCUUCAGAACCUUCUUUAAGAUCAUGUUUCUUGUCAUCUCCUUUGGGGCUGUCCAUGGACUUGUGUUUAUCCCAGUGUUUUUGACAUUCUUUGGGGUUUGUGGAAAAAUAGUAAGAACUGAAAGUGACAAAUCCAUCACCAACUUAAAUUUAACAAAAUUUAAAAAAAUUAACAAUGCAUUAGAGCCCGACCAAAAUGAGAUUUUAAAGAACGAUUUCGCUAUUUGAGGAUUUCAAGAACCAAUAAACGAUAUAUCGGCU